Molecule: messenger RNA, 945 nt
Organism: Ochlerotatus camptorhynchus
Lineage: Eukaryota; Metazoa; Arthropoda; Insecta; Diptera; Culicidae
Gene: Vps28
Product: vacuolar protein sorting 28
Exons: 2
Coding region: 117-749 (210 amino acids)
Biological process (GO): protein transport to vacuole involved in ubiquitin-dependent protein catabolic process via the multivesicular body sorting pathway
Cellular component (GO): ESCRT I complex
Molecular function (GO): protein-containing complex binding
Source: RefSeq, a predicted model, not a curated record
UUCUACAUUUUCUACUGCUGCAAAAUCUACUAUCCUUAGAAUUGUUGGGCUGAAACUGUGCACAUAUAAUUUCAAAAAUUCCAUAAUUAUUUUCCUGCCGAUCGGUCCGUGACAGAAUGCAGGAAAAUCGACCGGAACUGUUUGAGGAAGUCAAACUCUACCGCCACGCCCGGGAGCGGGAAAAGUACGACAACAUGGCAGAUCUGUUCGCACUGGUCUCGACGCUGCAGAAUCUUGAGAAGGCCUACAUCCGGGAUUGUGUGACUCCACAGGAAUACACUGCGGCCUGUUCCAAGCUGCUGGUCCAGUAUAAGGUAGCAUUCAAGCUGGUACAGGGUGAUGAAUAUCCUUCGAUCGAAGCGUUUGUGAAGAAAUUCCGCCUCGAUUGCCCGGCUGCGCUGGAACGGAUCCGAGAGGACCGCCCGAUCACGAUUCGGGACGACAAGGGUAACACUAGCAAGUGCAUUGCCGACAUCGUUUCGAUGUUCAUCACUCUGAUGGAUAAGCUGAGGCUCGAGAUCAGGGCCAUGGACGAUUUGCAACCGGAGCUGCGAGAUUUGAUGGAAACGAUGAAUCGCCUUUCGCUGAUUCCGGACAACUUCGAAGGAAAGGAGAAGGUUUCUACUUGGUUAGCUACGCUCAACUCGAUGCAGGCUUCGGACGAACUAUCUGAAAUCCAAGUGCGGCAGUUGCUGUUUGAUUUGGAAUCGUCGUAUGCGGCGUUCAAUAAGUUGCUGCAUUCGCCAUAAGCUAUGAUAAAAGGAAUUCACUUUGCCACGUUGGAGAGAAAUGCGACGAUAAAAAAGAAAAUAACAUGUUACUGAAUCAAUCGGGAUUUAUGUUUUAAAGAAGCCGGAUGUGUCACACAAUAGUUCGAUGAUUUGAGUAAGUGCUAAAGAUAGGAGCGUAUAUUGUAAUAAUAUUUUAAGAGGUAAUGAAUACAUC